Drosophila ficusphila is the source of this 489-nucleotide messenger RNA. RefSeq lists its product as uncharacterized. The record is from RefSeq and is a predicted model, not a curated record. The transcript has 2 exons. Bases 104 to 412 code for a protein of 102 amino acids. NCBI's taxonomy places the organism in Eukaryota, Metazoa, Arthropoda, Insecta, Diptera, Drosophilidae.
GGGUGUUAUCAAAUUAGGGUCACACUGGGUAAAAACCAAAACAACGUGCUGCGGAAUUAAAUUUGAAGUCUUCUGCUUUUCUGUUUGUUAAGAGCUUUUAAAAAUGCCCCAGGGAAAAUUUAAAAAGGCAAAGCUGCCGGCAUCUAUCCAGAAAAAGAAGAACCAAAAACAGGCUGCCUUUACCCGCCGUUCAAAUGCCCCAAUUCAGGCGAAAAAGGCUAAGUUCAAUGAAACCCAGAAGAUCAAGUCAGUCAUCUCGAAGUCGGUCAACAAAAGUGUGGAGAGCGAACUCCGAUCUCGUGCCCACGAAGGAUACAUCCAGUUGAGCAAGGCGCAGGAAGCAGUGGCCAAACACCACGCCUCCCAGGCUAAAGCAGCCGCGGCGGCCAGUACUUCCAAAUCCACAGAAUAGUUAAGAACCCUUAGACCUAAAUAGAUUGUUGAAAACCUAAUCACUUGUUUAUUUUGUAGUAAAAGUUUUAGAAAUUA